AUGGUGCAAAUUUGGAUUUUUGAUGCGACAUAUUUGGCAUAUACGGCGCAUGCUGUAUGUACGGGAAACGGAAUUUGCUUUCAGAGAUCAGUACAAGACUCAUCGUUGUUGAAAUUCCUGGUUCUGUUUGGCGUGAUUGCCGCGGCCUUCGCUGCCCCUGUUCCCGAUGAGAAGGUGGUUGCUGUGCACCAUGCUGUGGGUCCUGCAGCGCUGUCCUACGCUGGCCCCGCUUUGCCCCACGCUGUGUCCUAUGGUGCCCCUGCUUUGACCCACCCCGUGGCUCCUGCUGCAGUGUCCUACGCUGCUCCUGCUUUGACCCACCCCGUGGCUCCUGCUGCAGUGUCCUACGCUGCUCCUGCUUUGACCCACUCUGUCGCCUACGCUGCCCCCACCCCAGUGGCACUGCCCCCGGCCGAGGUCAAGGUCCCCGUCACCCGCACGCACGUCGAGGUCCCCGUCCACCAGAAGGUCCACUAUGGCACUCAGAGCUACGUCGCUGGCGCCACAACCACCAUCCACAAGCCAUCCCUGGCUGCGCCAGCCAUUGCCCCGCCCUCCACACUCCCGGCUAAGGUCACCCACAAUGCCCCUGAGCUCACCAUCCAGCGCCAGGAAGUGCCCGUCGAGAAGCACACUCCCAACUUCGUUGACACUCCCUACCACGCUGGCACCAUCGUCAAGUACACCGAGCCCGAAGUGCGCGAAGUCAAGGUGCCCACCCUCCACUCCGUGGCCGUCCACAACGCCGUGCCAGCCGUCCAUGCCGUGCCAGCUGCCGUGGUCAAGGCUGAAUAUUAA
Messenger RNA from Penaeus monodon (black tiger shrimp), 798 nucleotides. RefSeq names its product cuticle protein 16.5-like. Bases 1 to 798 code for a protein of 265 amino acids. The record is from RefSeq and is a predicted model, not a curated record. The transcript has 4 exons. Lineage: Eukaryota; Metazoa; Arthropoda; Malacostraca; Decapoda; Penaeidae.